ACUGUUACUACUUGCACUCACGUUUCCGACCACAGCUGAAAUCUCAGUCAGCAUAGAAAUGUCGCAGAUCAGCAGAUACGGACCCAUAGUCGCCUUAAUUGGCGCUCUCUCCUACCAAUUCUUCCUCAAAGAUGUGAUAUGGGUGCUAUUCGGCGUUGGACGACACGUCCAGCCCAUAUCCGAUUUCCCGCAAUAUCAAUGUAGAAGAAUUCAUGAUCCAAGACUUCAGGCAUGCGAAGAUAUGUGGUUGUCCGAAGAGACGAGGCAGUUAUUCUUGGCUUGCUCGGAUUCUCUCAGUCGAAAAGAAUGGAUGCCGAACAUCGGUCGGUUCAAUGCCUCAGGAAGAGCUCUCAAUGAUGCUAUCAUCGCAAUGGAUAUUGACAAGCCGGAUGGCAAAAGUUUCGAAUACCGUGUACUUGCUACCCCAGGUUUCCCAGGCGUGGAUGGUGAUGGACGACUUCACCUCGUUGGCUUUACUGGUCGCGAGACGUCCAGCGGUAUCGAAUUACUCUUAGUCAACGCCCAGCCAGCCAUCGAUGCCACAACCAAACAACUCCAAGACACUCCAGACAUGACCAUCGAGGCCUUCCAGACAGACAAGAAGCAGACUUCGACCUCCCUCAAACACGUCCACACCUAUCGUCACUCCGCGAUAACCACACCGAAUAAUAUUGCCUUCUCCCAACAUAGCUCUGGCUUCUACUUCACCAACGAUCACGGCGAUGCCACCUCUGGCUUCCGGCACUCCAUAGCCCCAUACACCGGCAACGGCAACAUCGGCUACUGCGACCUCUCAACCAGUUCCUCAAACCCAACGUGCAAGAUCGUAUCCUCUGGCAGCUUCCACUUCCCAAACGGUCUCGCCACAUCCAAAACCUCCCCCAACACCCUUUUCGUCCCCUCUGCCUGGACCGAAGGCGGAAUCCACGUUUUCAAAGCCAAUGGCCCCAACCCUCUAGAAAAAGAUACCUUCAUUCCUAUCCCGUAUCCGCUCGAUAACCUCAGUCAAGACAAGAACGGGAAUAUCUGGGCUGCAGGAAUACCGAAAGCGCUGGAGACAUUAGGAGCAUUCGAAAAUCCAUUGAACUCAGUGGCCUCCACGACGGUGUUUAAGAUCUGGAAGGACGCUGGCAGUGACCCUGCAGCUGUCAAUGGCGGGUACCAGACACUGAAAGCACUAGAAGAUCGCGACAAGGAGGUAUUGCCUGGUGCCACGACGGUCAUCCACGAUGCCACGACAGGGAGACUAUUUCUCUCUGGAGUGACGAGUCCGUUCAUCACUGUCUGUGACAAGGUAUUGUAGACGGAGAGAAGAAGGAAGCAAGCGGCAGAAAAUUGAUGUUCCAAACUAGACAGUCUAUGCUGACGAGG
This is a messenger RNA of Cercospora beticola, 1371 nucleotides long. RefSeq lists its product as uncharacterized. The record is from RefSeq and is a predicted model, not a curated record. Lineage: Eukaryota; Fungi; Ascomycota; Dothideomycetes; Mycosphaerellales; Mycosphaerellaceae.